UGCAGAAGGAUCUUCAGUGGAGAGGUCAAUCUUCCGAAAGCUUCACACAAGAUAUCAACUAUGCCGAAGAUCUUGAUCCUCCCAGCGCUGCUUGUUUUGCUUAUGCCUCUUCUCAUACAAGCACAAGAGGAGCUAAGUGGGGACAAAUCUGAGGAAUCUGGUGCCUUUGAAUCUGGGCAAGCAAGUGGGGAGCUUAGCGGAGAAGCAAGUGGUGAAUCUAGUGGACAAGUCAGUGGAGAGCUAGGCUGGGAGCCCAAUGGGCAAUCUAUGGGUCAAUCCAGCCUCCCCGAGGAAAGCAGUGGAAGUGGAUCUGAGCCCUCAUAUGAAAUAGAUUGAGAUGGAUGAAACGUCCCACCCACUCCCUUUACAUCAUCAGCUGCAUUGAAGGAAAAUUCAAGACUCAAAAUGAGAAGCACAACAUCACCCUUGAGAAAUGAGUGUGUAGAGCAUUAGCAAGAGUGCUGUUGAGUUUGUUAAAUUUCUAACAUUUGUGAUUAUUCUCUUAAUAAAGUAUUUAGGGUGCAUUAUAUUCUGAAAAGUGACUGUAAAAAUGGUUACUUUUCAUUCAGUAGCUCUGCUGUGUGCAUGUAUCAAACUCAGAGUGACUGACUUUAGUGACUAAAAUAUGUUUUUUGUGUGUUCAUCCUGAAGAGCCAUCACAGUUCAGAGAGAAGAAGCUGGAGUCUAUGCCUUCUUCUGCAUCAUCCACAGAAUUAUUUACUGAAGUCUGGUUACACCUGUGCAAAGCCAUUGAUGGGAAUGGGACUGCACAAGUGUUACUGAGGGCAGAAUUUGGCCUGGAGUGCUUUUACUAUUGGUGUUGAUGUAUGGGAAAAAAAGAACCCUGCUUGAUUCUUGGAGCUCAAGCUGAGUUUAGAGUCAGCAGGUAGAAAAAACAACAUUUUUAUUUUUAUUAAUUUGAUCUGGAGUCCCAGAAAGAUUAUAUGCAUGGAGCCCCACAAUGCCAUUUAUACAGUCACUUUUCAAAAUAUGACUAUCAUCCAAGCUGUGAUGAAUUGGAGGGAUCUAUUGAGAGGUGAUGUGCAAUAAUUAAACUGUGACCUCUGAGAAUUCUCCAAGCAGGUGAACAUUCUGCCAUUCUCUCAACUAAGAUCUAUCCCUUGCUAAUAUAACGAUCACUGUACAUAAAAAAUGAUGACAUUAAAAUGCUGAUAGUGUGGCUCUCUAUUGCAGCAGCAGAUCACAUCCUCUCCUUGCCUACAUGAUGUUUUUUUUAAUUCUUUCACUUCAUGAUCUUACACACUAGCAACAGUACUGCAUAUUACAAUCUAACAAUAAAUAAAGCCCAUAGUUGGGACAUAAGUGAUGUACAUGUGAUGCUAGUCAACCCUAUUAAUGAUUGGCGAACAAUUUUUUUGAUCUACUUGCCUUGAGAGUCCAUUCCACAGCCUAAUACAUCUCACCAUCAGGAAGCUUUUCCAGAUGGCCAACCUAAAAUUGCUUUUUAUCCUUCUUUCAUAAGACAGUCUCUCCAGCCCAUUAACUUCUAGUGCUGGGAACUUGUCCUGCCUUCCUUCCACAUCCUGAGCUCCCAAAACCCUCUACAACUGCAGGGUCACACAGUUCUCUCCCCCUUUCUCUCCCAGUCUCAGUUUCUUGCUUCCCACCAGUAUCCAGUCUCAGAAUGUCCGUCUGUCCCCCGGCCACGCCACAGGCACCUUGUCCCAAUCUACUCUCCUCCUCUCAUCUCGAUCUGAUUCUUGUCUCUUCAACUAUUCAAUUCAGGUGGUUUCCUUUCUGCACUGCCUAGGCCCACAGGGGAAGACAGUCUCCCUGGGACAGAGUGCCAGGAGUGAACAGAUGAGCCUGUACUCUGACUGUGACGCUGGCCAAGCCCCAGGUCUUAUUAGAUGGGAGGAGGGAUAGCUCAGUGGUUUGAGCAUUAGCCUG
Messenger RNA from Trachemys scripta elegans, 1911 nucleotides. Its product is annotated as chondroitin proteoglycan 3-like. The record is from RefSeq and is a predicted model, not a curated record. Lineage: Eukaryota; Metazoa; Chordata; Testudines; Emydidae. The transcript has 6 exons. Bases 61 to 336 code for a protein of 91 amino acids.